UCCGAAAGACGAUUGGCGACGUGGCUGUGUGAUGAAAGAUCAGGGGACGCGAUAAUGGUGGUCAAAUCCCGUCAUUUUCAACUCUCAUCGCUUUGUAGAGAGAUGUAGAAAUAUCUGGGGACAGUGAAUUUUAUAUGAAGCUAUAUAUCCGUAGCUAUACAGUAGUAUCGACAUCGACGUGUGUGUGUGUUGAACGCCCUCUGUGAUACUCCGCAAGCGACUUGCCGUAACAGGCGACAUUCUCAUGGAAUUAUAGAAUCAAUGGGCAGAAUCUUAAGCUGAACAGAUGUGUGAGGCCGCUCUCAGCCGGAGGGGUGAUAUGGCCUGGCCUAUGUGGUGCAUACUCCUCAUUCUGGCCUGGUGCACGGCCCCUGUGUUAUCUAACUGUGAUUUCCCCUCCUACCUACCCCCGGGCGUAGUUUGGACAGCUACCUACAGAAAUAAGGGCUUUCUCACGCUCUACUUUAAAAGAAACAUGAUCGACGCCAUGUAUUGUCCAUCACCCGAUCAGCCGUGCAUCAAGUACGAGAGGAUUUGUAUCCAGGAAGUCGAGACGGGGAAAUACUUGGUCAAACAUCAGCCCAAGGGCCGAGAAAGCUUUAACGCCCAUCCUGAGUUCAUGUGUAUGCAGUUUGUAAGGAGGUCCGAUUAUAUUGUACAGUUUAAAUCAUCCGCAAAACUUAAUUAUCAGAAUCCAGACUUUUGUUCCGAGGAAAAUUUAAAUUUAGACCAUUGGCCUAUACUAUCGCCAACUAUGAUGAAGAGUGCGCCUAUCACGUGCCCCAUAGUGGGUGGAUAUAAUAUGCGGAUACUCGGACCGGAAGGUGACAUCUGUCCAGGAAAACUAGUACUUCCCCGCAUGGAAAGCGAGUGUGAGGACGGUGACGGCAUACGAUUCAACUUCCGGUAUGCCGAAUGUUUACAUCCUAAUUUAAAAAUGCGUAUACAACAGAACGUGAAAUGUGUGACGUCAUGGGAGUAUGGUAAAUACACGUUUGUGAUUCUGCGUCCGGAUACGGACGAAUUUGAGGCUUGGUGUCUCCGGAUCACGCGGGACAGCGUUGGUGAGGUGACACAGAUUCACCUGUUCAUGGAUCCCGUAUGUGAUCCCGGAACAGGAAAUGGCCACGGACAAAUCACGGAAACGGAUAACUAUUUGUCCAUUACACUUCAGAAAAUCACGAUCCCGUCUGUCUGUGCUAAUGAGUUCGAGGGCUGUAAUGACCGCCGUUUUUGUGAUAACGAGGUGGUCGAGUUUUGUCACUUGUCGUGUAGCCGAUGUGAACCGGAAACCAAACCGUGUACGUUCCAGGAGAGUAUCCGGGGAUCCUGGUUACUGGAUACCAGGGACGGGCCUCAAUUUAUGAAUAUAUCAUCGUACAAGCUUUUCGUACCUAAAUUUGGACGAUUCCAUUGUUUAGCCAGAAAUGUUUCGGAAAACGACAGUCGCACUGCCCUGCUACACGUCUUUGAUAACGGCUGCUUCCCGCGAUUCGCCUGUCUCGAAAUGUACCAGCCUGCCACUUCAGUACGGCAGUUCCGCCUCAGUAACAGAGUCAAUUGGCCUUACUGGCCGAUAGAUGAAGCGGAACGAUUCACCUGUAAAGACAACAAAUUCAAAACAUUCAUUGAAAUGGGAGAUUCGAAGGUAAAAGUGAGCAUUCCUACUCAAGUCUUGCUGGAAACCAAGGUACACUACAGUACAAGCUGUAAGCUGCCUGAUCUUGGCUUUAACGCUAACUCUCUGUUCUUCAAGGAGGGCGAUCGAUGCAACGGUUGCCUGAUAUAUGAUCCGGCGACCAGGCCAGACAAGAUUGACAUUCUAACUAUAAACUGUGAAGAAGCAGCCAGCCACAUCCAGUACUUGUGUCUGGCCACACUGGAACUCGGCCCCAACACUAGAGGUGUGGUGACAGGGACGAAACCAGAUCGCGAGGGCCGCAUGACCAAGUUUUAUUGUUGGGUAUUCACUUUAGACGGCUCAAAACGUAAGAUCAUUGUCCUCAAGGCAGCCGACUGCAACAUGCUGUCCGUGGAAAAGGUUCUAGAAGGUCUUUUGACGCCCGAAGGAAAAUUUGAUGUGGUGGACUCGGCGCCCGGAACUUGUCCGCCUCCAGAUGUGGAGGAACGCUACAUUCCUAAGAGCAGUCUGACAAACAAAGAGGAAGUACCGGUGACAUAUGACGAGCUGUCCACGCGCCGGCCGUAUUACAUCGACACUCCCCCACACCAAACUAACAUACAGAGUCAACAUGCUAACACCAACUCCGCCCCAUCCAGGGCACCUCACGCUAGCGGACUAUUUACAGUUCUCAUCAUCCUGUCGCUACUGACGGGGACAAAUCUCGCAUAGUCUCACGAGACUUCCGCAAGUGCUUUCAGAAGGCCGCAUGGCUCCGUGUCGCACCGACUACUUGUAAGAGAAAAAAUCUCACCCACAGUUAUUUAGUCGGGUGUAUGGAUACAACGCGCGAUGAUGACGUCAUGCUUUUCUUAAAAUCGUAAAUAGCGAGGAACGCUAAAGAAAUGUUUAAAAUAAGAAAGCCGCGGAGAAAAGCUGAACUUCCAUUGUAUAGCCUUGUAGUCAAAAAUAAAUAGAACAUAUAUUUUUUCUUGAACAUUUUGAUAAAAUUGUUAUGGAAGUUGUGUAGGUGGUUUUCAACUCCGCGGACGUGGUCUGUUCAAAGGGACAUUACUCUGAUUGCUGCUGAUUUUACAAACGGUCCAAUUUUCACCUUCAAAUGCUGUGCUGUUUAUAGAGACUGUGUUAUAUUCGUUGACAAUGGCUCAAAGAGUCGCAAUGUACAUUACUAGUCACUAUAUAAGAUAGAUACCAUAUUUAUUAUUCAUAUUUUCCAUUGGAUUAGGGCGGGGUCCCGUGUACAAGUCGGGAUUACCGAAUGUCGUGUUAUUAACUGUCAUCAGCGUGAGAGCAUGUUGCCAAAAACAAGUUGCUUAAGAAACGAACGAUGUAUUUGUGUUCAUUUUGCUAAAUUUUCUGAUUUGUUUAACUUUUUUCCCCACUUGUAAAUAUAAAGUAUAUAACCGUGUAACAACUCAUAUUAACAUCUGCUGUGUACUGUAUGUGGUAAGAAUGUAUUGUUGUAAAAAUCUAUUGUGUUCAGAAUGUAUUCAUUCCUAUGUUAACCCAUCAAAACAGAUUCAACUGCAAAUCCGGAUUUUCUGGUGACCGGUUUGUGUUUAUAGUCUGUUAAUUAUUGCACUCGGUUGAAGAUGCUACAGUUCCGACAUAUUAGCUAACACAAGGAUGCUUGACUUUGACUUUAAACAUAUUUAUUGCCAAUUUAAUUGUGACCAAGGAUUAGUCACACGUUGUUUUUUUUUCAACUUAUGGACGCCCUCUCCCAACAUACAAAAUCUUAAAUGAAAUCAUUGAGAUAGCAUCAUUGGCAUGAACAUAAAUCAGAUAUAUAUAUUAUUUUACAUAAACACAGCUGUUUGCAAGAAACACUACAAGAAAACAUAUCAAAAUCUAUUGCUGGAUUCGAUGUAGUUUUGCACAUGUCGAAAAACAAGAGAGUUUAGCUCUAUAGAAAGAUCUAAAUUUCCAAACAGAAAAAAAGUUUUAAAUCCAAAACCAAACUAUUUAUUCUUUUAAAUUCACACAAUUUGCAUUCAAAGAAUGCUUAAUAUUUCAUCCGUGGUAUAUACCUAUCUAAUUAACACAAACAAAUUAAAUCCACGGUAUAAAAACUAACUAAUUAACAACAACAUAUGACACCCACGGUAUACAAACUAUCUCAUUGACACCAACAAAUUAAGAAGAAACAAGAAAUAUCUUUAAAAAAAAUAAAUAGCAUAGUUUUAAUGCUAGUGGUUAUAAUGUCAAACUACCGGUAAAUUAAUUAACGAACUAAUGCGUUUUAGCACUGAUAACAAAAUUAUAUCAGUUUGAAUCAUUUUUUUGUGAUAAUAAGACUGCAUUUGAGUCAGGAAUAUAAUUU
Molecule: messenger RNA, 3965 nt
Organism: Pecten maximus
Lineage: Eukaryota; Metazoa; Mollusca; Bivalvia; Pectinida; Pectinidae
Exons: 2
Coding region: 287-2353 (688 amino acids)
Source: RefSeq, a predicted model, not a curated record